AUUCACAUUUCAUAAAAGUCAUAACCACUUUUUAAAAAAAGAAAAAUAGAAAGCUAGCCACCAAACCUUCAUCAUUAUCACACACAAGUCUCUAUCUCUCUCCCUCCCUCCACUUUGCUUCCACUACAAGAACAACCUCCUCAUUCAAACCUUCCUCCACCUUCUUCUUCUUCCUCACCACUCCCCCAACAACCCAAAAAAAGCCCUAGAAACUCAAUCCCCUAUUCUUCCUUCUUCUUCUUCUUCUUCUCCCAUGAAAGCGAAGCUUUCCUCCUUCCUCAGAAAAAUGACUUGGUCCAGAAUCCAAAACACCCUACAUAUAAAGCUCCUUCUCCUCAGCCUCCUCCUCCUCUUCCUCUUCCUCCUCCUCCUCCGCCCCACCCCCUCCUCACCCCCAUCGCCAGCAAUCACCACAACCGCCUCCACCAGCACCACUACCACGGCUCCCGCCGCCGCCUGUUAUUCGAAGAUCCCGGAAAGCCUAGCGGAGACAAUCAUCCACUACGCAACCUCAAACACCACCCCGCAACAGACCCACGCGGAGAUCUCCGUCACCGCUCGAGUUCUGCGGCAUCGUUCCCCGUGCCGAUUCCUCGUCUUCGGCCUCGGUCUGGAUAGCCCUAUGUGGGCCGGACUCAACCACGGUGGCCGCACCGCCUUCCUCGAAGAAGACGAAUCCUGGAUCGCCACCGUUCGCGCCCGAUUCCCCUCGCUGGAAACCUACCAUGUCCGAUACGACACCAGAGUCCGCGACGCCGACGCGCUGAUGGAGAUCGGAAGGCGGCCGGAGUGCUCGUCGACGGAGACGACGGAGCUGAGGGGUUCACUUUGCGGGCUGGCGUUGAAGGGAUUGCCGGAUGUCUUUUACGAUGAAGAAUGGGAUCUGAUAAUGGUGGAUGCGCCGACGGGUUGGAUACCGGAGGCGCCGGGGAGGAUGGGGGCGAUUUACACGGCGGGGAUGGCGGCGAGGGGGAGGAAAGCGGAAGGGGAAACCGAUGUAUUUGUGCAUGAUGUGGAUCGGAAGGUGGAAGAUGAGUUCUCCAAGGAGUUUUUGUGUGAGGGUUAUCUGCGAGAGCAGGUGGGAAGGCUCCGCCAUUUUAGUAUUCCGAGCUACAGGAAGAAGAAGCUGCCCUUUUGCCCUUAAAAUUUUUGUGAGAUGGCUUUGUUGGAAUUAUCACAAUUUUUUAUCUUUGCAAUAUAAUGUUUAGGAAAAAUAUU
Molecule: messenger RNA, 1218 nt
Organism: Dendrobium catenatum
Lineage: Eukaryota; Viridiplantae; Streptophyta; Magnoliopsida; Asparagales; Orchidaceae
Product: glucuronoxylan 4-O-methyltransferase 1-like
Exons: 1
Coding region: 254-1144 (296 amino acids)
Biological process (GO): xylan biosynthetic process
Source: RefSeq, a predicted model, not a curated record